Vitrella brassicaformis is the source of this 855-nucleotide messenger RNA. The record is from the annotation of a GenBank genome assembly. Lineage: Eukaryota; Vitrellaceae.
CUAAGAGCGACGAGGAGGGGGCAAGAAGGCGGCACCAGUAGAGGAAGCAAGGGGACCCACAGUAGCGAAGGAGGGGUUCGCUCCCUGCACUGCAUGAUCCCAAUCGUCGACAGCAAAGGCCACGACGGCGUCGAGGAGGCGCUGAUGCUUGGCGACGACCUCAUUCACUGUGCGCUCGAUGAAAGCCGGGGUGCCGAUCGGGGCGGACAGGAGGAUGAUCCCUUUGGUGGACGCGCGCACACCUCGGCUCGUAAUGGCAGUCGGAAGGUCAGCGGCCGAGCGCCAAUGCGGAGACCACGCAUGGCACUUGUCCAGCCGCAGCACCAGGCUGAUAGUGCGGAAUUCAGCAUCGGCAGCUGUCAGAAAGGAGGGGACAUCUCAUUCGUCCAUCCCACCCAGCCCGUCAUCCAUGAAGCCCCCGAUAAGCGCAGCGGGGAACUGCUCUUGCAGGCGACGGAGGGCCGGCUGAAAGGCGAGGCAGAAAAGGAAGGGGCCUGCCGCAUCACCCUGCUGUACGCCUUGACGACUGUAGAUGGUCUCAACUCGCCCGCCCUCCAUCGUGUACCACAAUGGCGCAGCUGUGCCGUAGAACUGCCAGAAGAAGGCGAUCAUGGCCGGAUGCUUGACGGCGAGCUCGUCCAUGAUACGCUGACGGCUGAUCUCGUUGAAGGCGUUGCGGCAGUCGAGGGACAGGAGGGUGUGAGUGAUGAGCGGCCCGUCCGCAUCGUGGCCAACGGCGUCUUGCGUCUGGAUAUAAGUCUGCGCCGCUCGGGAGAGCUUCCCGCCGCUAGCUGACGUGCCGACAGCAAACUGGUGGGGCCGGAACUCCUUCUCGAACUCCAGCUUGUGUUGCAU